Ornithorhynchus anatinus (platypus) is the source of this 3761-nucleotide messenger RNA. It is a transcript of the gene LIG4, whose product is annotated as DNA ligase 4. Gene Ontology annotation, biological process: double-strand break repair via nonhomologous end joining; DNA biosynthetic process; immunoglobulin V(D)J recombination. The transcript has 2 exons. Gene Ontology annotation, cellular component: DNA ligase IV complex; DNA-dependent protein kinase-DNA ligase 4 complex. The record is from RefSeq and is a predicted model, not a curated record. Gene Ontology annotation, molecular function: ATP binding; DNA binding; DNA ligase (ATP) activity. The coding region runs from base 67 to 2793 and encodes 908 amino acids. Lineage: Eukaryota; Metazoa; Chordata; Mammalia; Monotremata; Ornithorhynchidae.
GGGCCUGCAAAACCCGGGGGGCUCCACGGAGCGGGAUCUCGGAGGGGAGGCCGAGCCCAGGGAAUCAUGACUUCUCCACAACCAACGGUGGCAUCCCACGUGCCCUUUGCCGAUCUGUGUUCCACGCUAGAAAGGAUCCAGAGAAGCAAAACCCGCCCAGAGAAGGUCAAGCACUUUAAGGAGUUUUUAGACUCGUGGAGGAGAUUCCACGACGCCCUUUAUAAGAAGGCGGCGGGAGUGGCGGAUUCUUUUUAUCCAGCUAUGAGACUGAUCCUGCCGCAGCUCGAGCGAGAGAGAGUGGCCUACGGCAUUAAAGAAACUAUGCUGGCCAAACUUUAUAUCGAGCUGCUCCACCUACCCAAAGACGGAAAAGACGCGCAGAAGCUCUUAAACUACCGAGCGCCCACCGGGCCUCGGGGGGAUGCCGGCGACUUUGCCACCGUCGCCUAUUUCGUGCUGAAGCAGAGGUGCCCCAGACAGGGCUGCCUGACCGUCCAGCAGGUAAACGACGUGCUGGACUCCGUCGCCAGCAACAACUCCGCCAAAAGGAAGGACCUGGUCAAGAAGAGCCUCCUUCAACUGAUAACCCAGAGUUCCGCUCUCGAGCAGAAGUGGCUGAUCCGGAUGAUCAUCAAGGACUUGAAACUGGGCUUCAGCCAGCAGACCGUAUUCUCCCUCUUCCACCGAGAUGCCACCGAACUGUACAACGUCACCACCGACCUGGAAAAAGUGUGCAGGCAGCUGCACGAGCCCUCCGUGGGGCUCAGCGACAUCUCCAUUGCCUUGUUCUCGCCCUUCAAGCCGAUGCUGGCGGCCAUUGCGGACAUCCAGCAGAUCGAGAAGGCCAUGAACCAGAGGAGCUUCUACAUAGAGACCAAGCUAGACGGGGAACGCAUGCAGAUGCACAAAGACGGGGACGUCUACAAGUUUUUCUCCCGCAACGGCUACGAUUACACGGAGCAGUUCGGCGCCUCUCCCCGCGAGGGCUCCUUAACACCCUUCAUCCACGGGGCCUUCCGGCCCGACCUCCACAACUGCAUCCUGGACGGCGAGAUGAUGGCCUACAGUCCGGCCACCCGCACUUUCACGCAGAAGGGAAGCAGGUUCGACAUCAAGAGGAUGGAAGAAGAUUCCGACCUGCAGACGUGUUUCUGCGUCUUCGACGUCCUGAUGGUGGACGGCAAGAAGCUGGGCCACGAGACCCUGCGCGGACGGCACGAGAUUCUCACCGGCGUCUUCACCCCGGUGGCGGGGCGGAUCGAAGUGGUGCCGAAAGCGCCGGCCGUCACCAAGAGGGAAGUGAUCGACGCGCUGAACGAAGCCAUCGACAAGCGGGAAGAGGGGAUCAUGGUGAAGGAUCCCUCGUCCAUUUACAAGCCGGACAAACGCGGGGAAGGGUGGCUGAAGAUCAAGCCGGAGUACGUGAAUGGGAUCAUGGACGAGCUGGACCUUCUGAUCGUCGGCGGGUACUGGGGGAAAGGCUUCCGGGGCGGGAUGAUGUCUCACUUCCUUUGUGCGGUGGCGGAGACGCCCCCGCCGGGCGAGAAGCCCUCCGUGUUUCGCACCCUGUGCCGGGUCGGCUCCGGCUACACCAUGAAAGAACUGUACGACCUGGGCAUGAAGCUGGCCCAACACUGGCAGCCCUAUCGGAAGAGAGCUCCCCCCGACUGCCUCUCCUGCGGGACGGAGAAGCCCGAGGUCUACAUCGAGCCCUGCCACUCGGUCAUCGUCCAGGUGAAGGCCGCGGAGAUCGUCGGCAGCGACAUGUACAGCACGGACUGCACGCUGCGCUUCCCUCGGAUCGAGAAGAUCCGGGAGGACAAAGCGUGGCAUGAGUGCACGACCGUGGAAGAGCUGGAACGGCUCCGCGGCAGGGCCUCCGGGAAGCUGGCCUCCAGGCACUUCCCCGCCGAGGACGGGGAGCCGCAGGGGAAGAAGCGGAGGGCUGCCCCGAGGGCCAAGAGGCCGCUCGGGGUCGUCGAGCACCGGAAGGCCCCGGACCUGGCCGGCGUCCGCCGGAUCUCGGACGUCUUCGAGGAGGUGGAGUUCUGCGUCAUGAGCGGGACGGGCAGCCACCCGAAGGCCGACCUGGAGAACCGGAUAGCGGAGCUGGGCGGGUACGUGGUGCAGAACCCGGGGCCGGACACCUACUGCGUCAUCGCCGGCACCGAGAACGUCAGGGUGAGGAACGUCAUCUCCUCCAACGGGCACGACGUGGUCAGGCCCCAGUGGCUCCUGGAGUGCUUCGAGGCCAAGCGGUGUCUGCCUUGGCAGCCGCGCUUCAUGGUCCACAUGGCUCCGGCUACGGAGCGGCACUUUGCCCGCGAGUACGACCGCUACGGGGACAGCUAUUUCGCCGACACCAGCCCGGACCAGCUGAAGGAACUCUUUUCGGGAAUGAAAGACGUCCCGGAGCGGGGGCUCCGGGAAAUGGCCCCCGUGAUCGCCGACUUGGAAGACCGCUACGCGUGGGACAGCCACCCCCUCUGCCUGUUCCGACGCCACACGGUCUACGUGGACCUUUACGCUGCCGUCGGCCAGCCCGGCACCGAGGUCCGGGGGACGGGGCUGGCCACCGUGGCCUUGGAACUGCGGUUCCACGGCGCGAUCGUCGUUGCCCGUCUGCGAGAAGGGGUCUCCCACGUGAUCGUCGGGGAAGACCAGAGCCGAGUCAGGGAACUUAAGGCCUUCCGGAGGACCCUCCAGAAAAAAUACAAAAUCCUCCAGGACCUGUGGGUGACACACUCCAUAGAGAGGGGCGCGUUACAGCAGGAAUCCCGGUACUUGAUUUAAAGUCAUCGGCUUUCCCGGUAAAUGCGGGAUCUCGGCUUACCCGGAACCUCCGGACGUGUGCGAGGGCGCACGGAAAACCAAAGACGGCUCUUAUUAUUUAUUUCACGUCUGGGAUGUUUGCCUGUCCCUCAAAACCUACGCUUAAAGGGCAUUAUUAGACAUAGUAAAACAGUAAUUUUAAAGUCCUGGAAUCGAAAGGAAGCUGGGCGGGGUAAAAGCGAGGAGGUAAAUAUCCGUCCAGUGGGAUUUUAUGGCCAAAAGGGAGACGCGAAGGCUGUUUGUUCAGCAAAGAGGAGAAACCCGUCACCUAAGAGACCCAGUGGCUUUAAUUAAAUGUUAAGCAUUAAAAACUACACAGGGCUAACUCCAAAUGCAUUUUUAAUGAUUUUUCUGAAGUCAUUUUGCCAUUUAAGACUAACAGCUCUGCCUUGAUGAAGUGUUUGAGCUAAAGAGAGUGAAUAACUGUCCAUGUUUUUAAAGUAAAAAUUUUAUCAUAAUCGGCCUCAAGUAAUAACCGCAGUUUUCUAUCAGAUAAUCAAUACGGAACAGGUAUUAACAAAUCUAAACUGAUCUGGCACCGUUUUAAAAACAACUGGCUGUGAUCAUCAGUUACUUUAGGAUCCCAGGAGGCAGAAUUAAUAUUUUAGAUGCGUAAUGUUAAAGAUUAAAAAAUGACUUGGUUUUAAAAUGAAUAGUGCAUAGUUUUAAUAAGGUCAUGCCAAGGAUUUCAACAAGAUAUAUUUAAUGGAGAUUGUACUCCUUACUGAUUUUCCUGGCGGUGCACUGUGAUUAAAGCUAAAGACUCUGAAAUCCCUUAUAACUAAAACUUUCUAGAAAGACGAACCCUGUAUUUUAUUUUAAAAUGAAAUUUGGAAUGUGUUAAGGGAGAAGGUGUGAAUAGCAUUUUGAUAUUUUAAUAUUUUUAAAUGUAUCGACUUAUUGAAAUAAAAUAGAAUUAUAUCUCCAAA